GUAAUAUUUUUUUUAUCGCGACUGAUCUGAGGUCGGUUUUGAAGUGGAAACGCAUCAGAAAGAGGAAGUGCAGCGAACUUAUGUGUUCCUCAUCACAGCCGGACAGAAACCGAGCGAUCACAAGGACGAGUGAGUGUUUUCAUCCAGUCAAGAAUCCACAAAAGGAAAGAUGUCAUGCCUCAAGUGCCUAAAAUACACCAUGUGUGCGGUGAACUUCAUCUUCUUUCUUUGCGGAGCUGCUGUAUUUGGAUUGGGGAUCUACAUGAGCACCACGGCCAAGUACUUGUCCCUCUUCCCAUCCUUGUCAGCCGUGAACUUGGCCAGCGCGCUCUUCGUCCUCGGCAUAUUUGUCACCUGUGUGUCCUUCCUGGGUUUCCUGGGGGCCCUUAAGGAAAACCGCUGCCUCUUGAUUUCUUUUUUCAUUCUCUUGUUCCUGCUGAUGUUGGCCGAGCUGACCGUGGCCUGCCUCCUGCUUUUGUACGAGCACGAUAUUGACAGGUUCAUCAUGGAAGAACUGACGAACAGCCUCAGCAAAGAGCAAAAUGGAGGAGCAAAUAACGCAACCAUUGACUGGAACACCAUUCAGGAAACUUUCCAGUGCUGUGGAGUAAAAAACGCAUCGGAUUGGGGAACAGCUAUACCGGCUUCAUGUUGCUCUACAGCGCCAUGUACAAUCACCACAGCCUGGAAGGGCUGCUAUUUGAAACUGAAGGACUGGUUUGAACACAAUCUUCUAGGAACCGGGAUCGCAGUCAUCAUCAUAUGCAGCAUCGAGGUUUUGGGUAUGUGCUUCUCCAUGACCCUGUUCUGCCACAUCAGCAAAACUGGACUUGGAUACAAGUGAACGGCCAUGUCAGAUUUCCCACAAUGCAGAAGAGAGACAAAGAGGAGUGGAAGAGAAUGGCUGAGAAAGCUUGUCCUCCAUUUACACCAUUAUCAUUUCAUCAUUAAACUUCGCGACUCUCCUCUAGAUGACUAUUCUGAUAUAUAAAUUGUGAACAUGACACACGUGUACUGGUGCGCAGUUUAAUUAACGCAUACGAAUUUAUACGUUCUGGCGAAUGAAUUAUGCCAUUUCCAUAUUUCCAUAAAUUGUAUUGCGUGUACAGGAAAAGCAUAUGAGACUGGAUCAAUGGUAAACUAUAAUGACAGAACGCUGCCUUCUUAAUCGUUACGUCAAAUAUAGUAUAGUGCAAUAUCAGGCUGGACCAAAUAUACUGAUAUAUAUUCCCAGUUUUAUUCAGCUAUUGGAUCAUCAUCUUUUUUUUUUAAUGAUAAUACUGACAUCAGAACAUGUUGCAGUCUUUAACACAAGCACUUUUAUGAGAUGUAUUAGCCGUUCCAAUGUGCAAUUUAACUUCAUGUAACAUGUAAAGCCCGCUCCCAUGCCCAAAAGUCCACAUACAUGGAAAUUGCUGUCUAAAUUCCCCAAAUUUACUUUUUAUGUACCUGUAUAGUUGAGGAUACCAUGCUAAGUGUGCAUGUUGUUUAUUUUAUUUUAAUAUAAUCUUAAAUAUCAUGUUCCUUAAUAGGGAAGUAGUUGGUGUACUAUACUGUAUUUUUACAUUUUUAUUUCCAUUUUUUUCUAGAACUAUAAACUCCACUGUACAUAGCUAAACCUUAUUUAAGUUUAGCUUUAGACAUGAACAUUAUUUGUGUUCUUUUCUUGCAUUGUUAUUACUUUGCUAACUGCUGCACAUUGCUACUUCCUCUUUGCCAGUAAAAAAAUAAACUUUUCGGGUGAAAAAGUA
Molecule: messenger RNA, 1751 nt
Organism: Ictalurus punctatus (channel catfish)
Lineage: Eukaryota; Metazoa; Chordata; Actinopteri; Siluriformes; Ictaluridae
Product: leukocyte surface antigen CD53
Exons: 8
Coding region: 170-844 (224 amino acids)
Cellular component (GO): membrane
Source: RefSeq, a predicted model, not a curated record